GUUUUCUCUGAGGGCAGGGGCGGGACUGGGUUGGGCAUCCUCGCUGGGGCGGCCGAGCGGCCUGCUAGGUCAGUCUCGCCGGCCUGGCCGCGGGCGCCGACCUGAAGGUCCCGGCAUGCAGCGGGGCCGCAGGGCCAGACCGGAGACGGAAACCGGCUGGAAGCAGCCCCUGCUCGGUGGUUCUUGGGUCCCGUCCGACGUAGUUGCGGGGUCUUGGGCGACUAAACUCGCCAAGAUGGCCUGGGCAUCUUCUGCAUUUAAUCUGCAAAUAUUGACCAGAGCGUCCUGGUGUCCAGCCUACCUUCAGGAACUCUAAUUCUACCAAAAAAGAUCAGAGUGUAAAACCUGUCCGGUCAGUUCUUGGAGAGAGGGCCCGAUGAGAAUUAAAAGGGUUGGCUCAUCAGGGAAGUUAUUUGAUGGCCCUUUACGGAUCUGGCCAAGGCAUGCUUCCUUGAGGGAAAAAAAUAGCUUUGUUUUGUUGGAGUAAGGAGUAGCCAGAUGAUGGCAAGAAAAGUUAAGAAGAUCAUACCACUGGAUAAAGAUUCUUCACAAUUAAAAAUAACAUAGUAAAAUAAUCCAAGAUGUCUGUUGAUCCAAUGACCUAUGAGGCCCAGUUCUUAGGCUUCACACCACAAACUUGCAUGCUUAGGAUCUACAUUGCAUUUCAAGACUACUUAUUUGAAGUGAUGCAAGCUGUUGAACAGGUUAUUCUGAAGAGACUGGAUGGCAUCCCAGACUCUGAGAUUAGCCCAGUCCAGAUUCGUAAAUGCACAGAGAAGUUUCUUUGUUUCAUGAAAGGACGUUUUGAUAACCUUUUCAGCAAAAUGGAGCAACUGUUUUUGCAGUUAAUUUUACGUAUUCCCCCAAACAUCUUGCUUCCUGAAGAUAAAUGUCAAGAGACACAUCCUUAUACUGAGAAAGAAUUCCAGCUUCUCCAAAAAGAAAUUGAACAGUUACAAGAGAAGUAUAAGACUGAAUUAUAUACUAAACAGGCACUUCUUACAGAAUUAGAAGAGCAAAAAAUUGUUCAGGCCAAACUGAAACAGAUGUUGACUUUUUUUGAUGAACUUGAAAAUGUUGGCAGAGGUCAUGGGAUUAGUGAUUUUAGGGAGAGUUUGGUGUCUCUGGUCCAGAACUCCAAAAGACUACAGAACAUUAGAGACAAUGUGGAAAAAGAAGGCAAAAAACUGAAAAUUUCUUAAUUUCUAAAUAAGUUUCUUUUAUUUCUAAAUAAAGGGGAGAAAUGCCUGCCAAAAAGUAAAUGAUGAAGAAUUCACACCAAUGACUGUUCAGUGAACCUUAUAUUUUGUUAGAUAUUCUUAUUCACUCUUUCUGUAAUCCAUGUCUUCCUUCUAUUUCAGUCUACUCUCCUGAAGUAUCUAUUUACUACCUUGAACUCAUCUUCGAAGCAUUUGUUCCUUAGUGGCCUUUAUAAGGGGGAAGGGAUUCUUGAUUUAAUAUUGGCUCAUUUGGGAGCAUAACUGAAGAAUUGAAGACAUGACCAAAGAUACUUAUAAAAUUGUACACUGGUCAUGAGUCCUUUGUGACUUUGAUCCUCCUUUUUUAGCCAGUCAUUACAUUGGAACAGCCAACAAAGAUGCUUUUGCCCCAUAGCAUUUUUUUUUAAUGUAACUACAUAACUGUUGAAAUAAGCAAGUAGCAAAAAUGAUAACCUUGCUCUUUGGUAAAGAAGAAAGAAGUUGCUUUUGUUUCCAAAAUAAAUUGGUUUCAUGACUAAGGCCCUAGUGAUGUUAAGUAAUUUUACUAUUUAGCAUCUAAUUGGAGAAGACCUUGGGUAAAAAAGGAAUAAAUACCACUGGGAUAGAAAAGGAAGCAUGGAGUAUAUUAAAGAGUGAAAUUUAUAUUUACUGACUGAAAGGUAUUUAUAUCCAUUUUUUUAAUACUUCAGUUUUAGAAUUUGCAAUGAACCUAAUAUUUAUCUAACUUAUUUAUGUAUACUCAUAAACAUCAAAUAUUUUGUACCUUCAGUGGGAAAUCAUAGCUUUGUCUUAUGUUUAAAUUCAGUGGAGUCUAAUAUUCCUUUCUGUAAUUAGUCCAUGUAAAAUGCUAGAUAAUCCAAGGAAAGAGGAAAUAGUGGUUGCUCUUAUGGUAUUGCUUACGCUCCAUGUCUUCCUAAAGAACAGGAUUUGGAGUUUCUCCUUUAUGUAGAGAAGGAGUAGUUUAGGGUAUUAAUAUAUAGAGAGAUUUUUGAAAGCCUAUGUUUACCUGGAAUAUGAUUGUUAUCAAGAAGUACUUUUUCCAAUCCUGUACAUUAAAUAAUACCAUUUUUUAAAAAGACUUUGGUUUUCGAUUUUCUGUCGUCUAUAAUAUUAGGAUAUAUUUCUUUUCUCAGUAUAGCUUUUUACCUAAAUGAAAACAUUCUAUUUUCACAUUUGUAGUUUAUUUAGAAUCUACUAUAGUGGGUAGGAUGGUGAUAUCUCUAAAGAUUAUUCAUGUUUCAAUUUCUUGAAUCUGUGUAUGUUGCCUUAUUUGGAAAAAGAGUUUUCAAAUAUAAUUAAGAAAUUAUGGUAUUCUGGGUUCCUGCUCUGACGUCAGCAGCUCUCCUUGAGGGUGAGGAGCUCGCGGAACUGCAGCCAUGACUGAGGCUGAUGUGAAUCCGAAGGCCUAUCCCCUCACAGAUGCUCACCUUACCAAGAAACUAUUAGACCUCGUUCAGCAAUUGUGUAAUUACAAGCAACUUCGGAAAGGAGCCAAUGAGGCCACUGAAACCCUCAACAGAGGCAUCUCUGAGUUCAUUGUGAUGGCCGCAGACGCUGAGCCCCUGGAGAUCAUCCUUCACCUCCCACUGCUGUGUGAAGACAAGAAUGUGCCCUAUGUGUCUGUGCGUUCCAAACAGGCCCUAGGGUGAGCGUGUGGUGUCUCCAGGCCUGUGAUUGCCUGUUCUAUCACCAUCAAAGAAGGCUCACAGCUAAAGCAGCAGAUCCAGUCCAUUCAGCAGUCUUGGUCUAAACCUUGCCUCUGCCAUGCCCUCCCGACCUACCUGACGCCUCUCCCUCUACCUCUCCCUGAGCUCUUUCUUGUUUACGUAUCCUGUGUUUGUAGUAUUUUCAACUACUUUCUGUUACAAAAUAUCACAGUACUAAGUCUGGUU
Messenger RNA from Tupaia belangeri chinensis (Chinese tree shrew), 3112 nucleotides. RefSeq names its product MIS12 kinetochore complex component (gene MIS12). Gene Ontology annotation, biological process: mitotic cell cycle; kinetochore assembly; mitotic sister chromatid segregation. The record is from RefSeq and is a predicted model, not a curated record. Gene Ontology annotation, cellular component: nucleus; MIS12/MIND type complex; chromosome, centromeric region. The transcript has 2 exons. Lineage: Eukaryota; Metazoa; Chordata; Mammalia; Scandentia; Tupaiidae. The coding region runs from base 582 to 1202 and encodes 206 amino acids.